Messenger RNA from Oncorhynchus masou masou (cherry salmon), 12180 nucleotides. RefSeq names its product FERM, ARHGEF and pleckstrin domain-containing protein 1-like. Gene Ontology annotation, molecular function: cytoskeletal protein binding; guanyl-nucleotide exchange factor activity. Gene Ontology annotation, cellular component: cytoskeleton. The record is from RefSeq and is a predicted model, not a curated record. Bases 545 to 3574 code for a protein of 1009 amino acids. NCBI's taxonomy places the organism in Eukaryota, Metazoa, Chordata, Actinopteri, Salmoniformes, Salmonidae. The transcript is spliced from 27 exons.
AGGUCGCGGGUUCGAUACCCGUACUGGCCAUGACCCUAGUUUUUUGUGACUGUUUGAAGAGGCUGUGUUUGUAUUUACUCGUCUCUCUAGAUAAAGUUGGACUUCUUCUAUUCUACUCUAUUGGUCCCAUAUGAUAUGGGUCUAUUAUAGUGGUUGACUUUGAACUGGCCCAACUAUGGUCAUGCUUAUGGGAAGCCACUAUGUGGUACUAUUGCUCCUACUCUAGAGGCCUGAUACAAAGGACACCAGCUGAGUUAUAGUGCAGUUACGACUGUAAUAAACUCAAUAGAAGUCUGCGCAACGCAGUGUUUGUUAGCCGUCAGUCAGUCGAGCCGAUAUGGCGACCAGGAAGAAUCUGCGUUUUAAAGCCGCUUCUCCUUUCUGAAACUUUCAAAUGCUUCAAAUCAGCGCAGUUGGAUCGUAAAGGAAUGCACCUCGGUCAACACAGUGUUGGAAAAUAUACACGUGGACAAAUCUCUCCCAAUCGGAAGGAAAAAGGGUGUGUGAGGGUAGUAGAGAGGCUGAUUCUGCUGACUGAGGCACCAUGGUGGAGCCAGGGGACAGGGAGGUGGCUGGCCAGAGGCUGGGGAUCCCAGAGAGUUUAGGGGUGUCUACCCUGGAACCAGGUCAGCGACCCCCAACCACGCCCCCAGGACGACAGGUCUCUAUCCGGGUACAGCUGCUGGACGACGUCACCGAGGUCUUCGACAUAUCACAACGAGCCCCAGCCAAGGCUCUGUUUGACCUGGUGUGUGUCCAUCUGAACCUGGCUGAAAGAGACUACUUCGGGCUCCAGUACCAGAACCCCAGUAGGAUGAUGGUCUGGUUGGACCUGCUGAAGCCCACCCUGAAACAGAUCAGACGCCCUAAGAACACCAUCCUUCGUUUUGUGGUGAAGUUCUUCCCUCCUGACCACACACAGCUGCUGGAGGAGCUGACACGGUACCUGUUUGCUCUCCAGAUAAAGCAUGAUCUGGCGUGUGGACGUCUGACCUGCAACGACACCAGUGCUGCUCUGCUGGUCUCUCAUAUCGUCCAGUCCGAGAUCGGGGACUUUGACGAGGUCCAGAGUUUUCAGCACCUUCUUCACAACAAGUACAUGCCUAACCAGGACGCUCUGAUGGACAAGAUCACAGAGUACCACCACAAGCACGUAGGACAGACACCAGCGGAGUCAGACUAUCAGCUAUUGGAGAUCGCCCGGCGGUUGGAGAUGUAUGGAGUCAGGCUCCACCCUGCUAAGGACCGAGAGGGGACCAAGCUCAGUCUGGCUGUGUCUCAUAUUGGACUGCUGGUGUUUCAGGGACACACUAAGAUCAAUGCUUUUAACUGGUCUAAAGUCCGCAAGCUCAGCUUCAAGAGGAAACGUUUUCUCAUCAAACUCAGACCAGACCUCAAUCAGAGUGCCUACCAGGACACUCUGGAGUUUGUGAUGGCCAGCAGAGACUGCUGUAAGAUCUUCUGGAAAAUAUGUGUGGAGUACCACGCCUUCUUCAGACUGUUUGAGGAACCCAAGCCCAAAGCCAAAGCUGUUCUCUUCACCAGAGGGUCCUCCUUCAGGUUUAGCGGUCGGACACAGAAGCAGGUCUUCGAUUACGUCAAGGACUCAGAGUUCCAAAAGGUCCCUUUUGAAAGGAAACACAGUCAGAAGGUGUCCGGCAGCAGCCUGACACCCCAGGACAGAAAGACAUCCACAGUGCCACACGAGAGUGUCUCCGUGGACCAGACAGACUCUCCUCUCAGGUUGACCGGCCAUCAGAACGGCCACCAGACUGGACCAGGGGAACAGGAGGCCCAGGCCCUACCCUCCACCACGGGACACCCAGAGCAGCAGAUCUCAGGUCCAGUCCGGCAGGCAGCUGAAGGCAGUAGCUCUUCUAUCUCCUACAUCCACUGUUCUGGUGUGAUCUCAGGCAGCUCUCUAGUGGUGGUGAACGGGCAGAAAGCCUUUCCCUUCGGCCCGGGUCAGAGCCCCAACGGGCACCAGCCCUCGCCCAUCAACGCCCAUUCCUCUCCCCUCUCAUCCCCCCUGUUCACCGACGCUGGCUACGUCCGCACGGAUGAUGAAGACGAGGUUCGGAGGAAGAAGUGUCCGACUGACAAGGCCUACUUCAUCGCCAAGGAGCUUCUCACCACAGAGAGAACCUUUCAGAAGGACCUGGCAGUUAUAACCGUGUGGUUCCAGGCUGUGCUGGGUAAAGAGGACGUCCUGCCAGACUCAGUGAGGACCCUGAUCAACACCAACUAUGAUCCAGUCUAUCAGUUACACCAGGCCUUCCUCAAGGAGGUGGAGCAGAGGCUGCAGCAGUGGGAGGGGCGGUCCAACGCACACAUUAAAGGAGACUACCAGCGUGUCGGUGACGUCAUGCUGAAGAACAUUCAGGGGUUAAAGCAGUUGACGUCCCUCCUGCAGCGUCACGGUGAGGUGUUGGUUGAGUUGGAGCGUUCAUGCCGUGCCUCCCAGCGGCUGCAGGAGGUGUGUCGAGAGUUUGAACAGCAGAAGGUGUGUUACCUGUCCCUGAACAUGUUCCUGCUACGCCCCCUGCAUCGUCUGCUGCACUACAAACUGAUUCUGGAGAGACUCUGCAAACACUACCCCCCCACACACCAAGACUUCAGAGACAGCAGAGCUGCCCUAGCUGAUAUAUCAGAGAUGGUGCUGCAGCUUCAGGGAACCAUGAUGAAGAUGGAGAACAUCCAGAAGCUUCUAGAACUGAAGAAAGAUUUGACAGGCAUCCAGGACCUGGCUAUACCUGGCAGGGAGUUUAUCAGACUGGGCUGUCUCAGUAAGCUCUCAGGGAAAGGACUACAGCAAAGAAUGUUCUUCCUGUUCAGUGAUUCCCUGGUGUACACCAGCAGAGGUAUGACAGCAGACAACCAGUUCAAAGUUCACGGCCAGCUGCCUCUCUACGGCAUGACAAUCAGGGAGAGUGAGGAUGAGUGGGGAGUUCCUCAUGCUUUCACUCUGUUUGGUCAGCGCCAGUCUGUCGUCGUGGCAGCAAGCUGUGUAUCAGAGAUGGUGAAAUGGAUGGAGGACAUCAGGAUGGCUGUAGUCCUGGUAGAACAGAGUAACAGACCUUCUACUGAUCUACUGUCCACCAGUCGAUCAGACCGCAAGUCUCCAGAAGAGGGCAGUGUGGAGGCUGAGUCAGAGGAGGAGCUGAGUGGGUCUCGUAGCUCAUUGGAGCGUCAGUCAGCACAGAGAGGAAACACGACGGUUCAUGUCUGCUGGCACCGCAACACCUCUGUGUCCAUGGUGGACUUUAGUGUGGCUGUGGAGAACCAGUUAUCAGGUAACCUGCUGAGGAAGUUUAAGAACAGUAAUGGAUGGCAGAAACUCUGGGUGGUCUUCACCAACUUCAGCCUGUUCUUCUACAAAUCACAUCAGGAUGACUACCCUCUGGCCAGCCUCCCGUUGCUUGGCUACUCGUUGACGGUUCCCGCGGAGACAGAGAACAUCCAGAAGGACUACGUUUUCAAGCUCCACUUCAAGUCUCAUAUGUACUACUUCAGAUCAGAGAGCCAGUACACCUUCCAGAGGUGGAUGGAGGUGAUCCGUAGUGCUACCUGUUAAGCUAGUCGACCCCUCCUGAGCCAGAGGAAGGAUCCUUACUGACCACGGAACCAGUGAGGACUAGGAGGACACUGACCAACGCUCUUCUAGACGGCUCCUUCCUGUCCUUUAGGCCUCUUCUAGACGGCUCCUUCCUGUCCUUUAGGCCUCUUCUAGACGGCUCCUUCCUGUCCUUUAGGCCUCUUCUAGACGGCUCCUUCCUGUCCUUUAGGCCUCUUCUCGACGGCUCCUUCCUGUCCUUUAGGCCUCUUCUCGACGGCUCCUUCCUGUCCUUUAGGCCUCUUCUAGACGGCUCCUUCCUGUCCUUUAGGCCUCUUCUAGACGGCUCCUUUCUGUCCUUUCGGCCUCUUCGAGACGGCUCCUUCCUGUCCUUUCGGCCUCUUCUCGACGGCUCCUUCCUGUCCUUUAGGCCUCUUCUCGAUGGCUCCUUCCUGUCCUUCAGGUCUCUUCUAGACGGCUCCUUCCUGUCCUUUAGGCCUCUUCUAGACGGCUCCUUCCUGUCCUUUAGGCCUCUUCUAGACGGCUCCUUCCUGUCCUUUAGGCCUCUUCUAGACGGCUCCUUCCUGUCCUUUAGGCCUCUUCUAGACGGCUCCUUCCUGUCCUUUAGGCCUCUUCUCGACGGCUCCUUCCUGUCCUUUAGGCCUCUUCUAGACGGCUCCUUCCUGUCCUUUAGGCCUCUUCUAGACGGCUCCUUUCUGUCCUUUCGGCCUCUUCGAGACGGCUCCUUCCUGUCCUUUCGGCCUCUUCUCGACGGCUCCUUCCUGUCCUUUAGGCCUCUUCUCGAUGGCUCCUUCCUGUCCUUCAGGUCUCUUCUAGACGGCUCCUUCCUGUCCUUUAGGCCUCUUCUAGACGGCUCCUUCCUGUCCUUUAGGCCUCUUCUAGACGGCUCCUUCCUGUCCUUUAGGCCUCUUCUAGACGGCUCCUUCCUGUCCUUUAGGCCUCUUCUAGACGGCUCCUUCCUGUCCUUCAGGCUCUUCUAGACGGCUCCUUCCUGUCCUUCAGGCUCUUCUAGGCGUCUCCUUCCUGUCCUUUAGGCCUCUUCUAGACGGCUCCUUCCUGUCCUUCAGGCCUCUUCUAGGCGGCUCCUUCCUGUCCUUUAGGCCUCUUCUAGGCGGCUCCUUCCUGUCCUUUAGGCCUCUUCUAGGCGGCUCCUUCCUGUCCUUUAGGCCUCUUCUAGACGGCUCCUUCCUGUCCUUUAGGCCUCUUCUAGGCGUCUCCUUCCUGUCCUUUAGGCCUCUUCUAGAUGGCUCCUUCCUGUCCUUUAGGCCUCUCUUCACCUCUGGAGUACCGGCUCACUUUACUCCAGGUUACUUUACCAGCCACCUGUCUGUAUUGUCACGACGUGGCCCUUUUGGGUGUAUAUCCUCCUUCUCUCUCUCAAACACCACAGGUGUUAUUACCUCGGUCAUACAUUCCUGUCUGAAAACUAGUGCUUCUCUUGCCAAAACUCCUAAUAUCCAAAAUUGGAAAAAUAAACAAUAUUUAUAUUUUUGACAAUGUUGGAAUAGUCCGUGGGUACCUGAAGAACAAUCAUGUCGCGUUUGGUUCAUUUGGUGACCUCAUGAAAGACAGGAGACCCACAUGACUGUAUCACUGUUUGUUUUCACUUCUCAGAUGUACAUCCAAAUGUUGUAUAAAAUUAAUGAGUAAAUAUGAAACUAUUUGUGAAAAGAUUUAAUGUGAUGUUAGCCUUCUAAAUGAGAGUAUUGAUUUUCAUAUAAAAAGUUUAACUCGUCAGUGGCCCCACCCCCCAUGAGGCCAGACAUCAGGCGUCAUGAAAUCACCCCUUCUUCCAUAGAGUAUAAACCACUUCCUAUAAAAUGGACAUUAUGUCAGAGAACGCCGGGACGGAGUCCCCACGUUGAAAUGGCUACAACUCUAUAGGUCCUUCCAUCAGAAAACAGGAAGGGGUAGCUACAUGUGAAAUGGUUCAGAACUACAACUCUAUAGGCCCUUCCAUCAGAAAACAGGAAGGGGUAGCUUCAUGUGAAAUGGUUCAGAACUACAACUCUAUAGGCCCUUACAUCAGAAAACAGGAAGGGGUAGCUACAUGUGAAAUGGUUCAGAACUACAACUCUAUAGGCCCUUCCAUCAGAAAACAGGAAGGGGUAGCUUCAUGUGAAAUGGUUCAGAACUACAACUCUAUAGGCCCUUACAUCAGAAAACAGGAAGGGGUAGCUUCAUGUGAAAUGGUUCAGAACUACAACUCUAUAGGCCCUUCCAUCAGAAAACAGGAAGGGGUAGCUUCAUGUGAAAUGGUUCAGAACUACAACUCUAUAGGUCCUUCCAUCAGAAAACAGGAAGGGGUAGCUUCAUGUGAAAUGGUUAAGAACUACAACUCUAUAGGCUGAGGAGACCAGACAGCGUGUAGCGUUGGCGACACGGCUAGAAAUGAUUCAACUCUAAUAAAACAUUUCCACAGAAGGAACAACAUGUUAGACGAGGUCUCUUCAGUCUGCAGCUGGAAAUGUACGUAACCUAGGACGAAGAAUACCGCCGACCGCCGGAAACAUCCACUCUAUGCGACAACAUGGACGCCUGACGUAUCCAUUAGGAACGCAACCAGAGACUUUUCUGUCGUCUCUCUCCAGCAGAUGGACUGGCCGACUACAGGGUUGGAGGGAAAACCUACAGGAGGGUCUCUCUCCAGCAGACGGACCGGCCGACUACAGGGUUGGAGGGAAAACCUACAGGAGGGUCUCUCUCCAGCAGACGGACCGGCCGACUACAGGGUUGGAGGGAAAACCUACAGGAGGGUCUCUCUCCAGAAACAGGGUUGGAGGGAAAACCUACAGGAGGGUCUCUCUCCAGCAGAUGGACCGGCCGACUACAGGGUUGGAGGGAAAACCUACAGGAGGGUCUCUCUCCAGGAACAGGGUUGGAGGGAAAACCUACAGGAGGGUCUCUCUCCAGCAGAUGGACCGGCCGACCACAGGGUUGGAGGGAAAACCUACAGGAGGGUCUCUCUCCAGCAGAUGGACCGGCCGACUACAGGGUUGGAGGGAAAACCUACAGGAGGGUCUCUCUCCAGCAGAUGGACCGGCCGACUACAGGGUUGGAGAGAACCUACAGGAGGGUCUCUUUCCAGCAGAUGGACCGGCCGACUACAGGGUUGGAGAGAACCUAAAGGAGGGUCUCUCUCCAGCAGAUGGACCGGCCGACUACAGGGUUGGAGGGAAAACCUACAAGAGGGUCUCUCUCCAGCAGACGGACCGGCCGACCACAGGGUUGGAGUGAAAACCUACAAGGGGGUCUCUCUCCAGCAGACGGACCGGCCGACUACAGGGUUGGAGGGAAAACCUACAAGAGGGUCUCUCUCCAGCAGAUGGACCGGCCGACCACAGAGACAGACAAGACAUGCACUCGGGUAUAUGUAAAUUACAAUUUAUUUUCGAAUGAGCGGUUGUUCAUAUUCAAAGUACUAGUGACUUCUAUGUGUAGUUAUCAGCUAUGAGUCUCCCGCUCUUGAGCGGUCCCCACCCCUUUCCUUUGUCUACCAAGCCGUCAAAUAGGGACUUUUCCUUGUCAUGCUUAGUACCCAAUGUAUAACUAAAUUGUGUGUGUGUUGAGGUAAUUCUGUGAUUGAUUAAGUUAGUUAUAAAUAAAUAAUUAAGCCAAUGUGUAUUUCGCUGAUUCAUGAUUCUUUGCUAGGGUUCGUGCAGUUCAGUAAUGAGACAGAUGAGGUCAAAUUCAUUAAUAAGCGACUGUUUUGAUAAGAUAUGAAAAUAUCUGACGAGUUAUAUUCGGGAAAUUGAAACUCCAUAAACAACAUCUUCCCGUGGUGCCCCUGACUUCCUAGUUAAAGUUAAAUUAUUAGUUUUAUCACGUAAUUAAAUUACACAGAGAAUUGAUUUGAUCAUAUUCAAUGAUCACAUUUAAUGAUAGUCAACGACACGACGGUAUCUAGAGACAAUCUUUACAACGCAGCAGAGCCAUCAUCUGUGUCGUCUCUAUGUUACAGUCUAUUCUAUAACGCAGCAGAGCCAUCAUCUAUGUGUCGUCUCUAUGUUACAGUCUAUUCUAUAACGCAGCAGAGCCAUCAUCUGUGUUGUCUCCAUGUUAGUCUAUUCUAUAAUGCAGCAGAGCCAUCAUCUGUGUCGUGUCCAUGUUACAGUCUAUUCUAUAACGCAGCAGAGCCUACAGGACAGUAUCUCUCCAGGGACAGGUUUGGAGUUAAAACCUACAGGAGGGUCUCCAGGAACAGGGUUGGAGUUAAAACCUACAGGAGGGUCUCUCUCCAGGGACAGGGUUGGAGUUAAAACCUACAGGAGGGUCUCUCUCCAGGAACAGGGUUGGAGUUAAAACCUACAGAAGGGUUUCUCUCCGGGAACAGGAUUGGAGUUAAAACCUACAGGAGGGUCUCUCUCCAGGGACAGGGUUGGAGUUAAAACCUACAGGAGGGUCUCUCUCCAGGAACAGGGUUGGAGUUAAAACCUACAGGAGGGUCUCUCUCCAGGAACAGGGUUGGAGUUAAAACCUACAGGAGGGUCUCUCUCCAGGAACAGGGUUGGAGUUAAAACCUACAGGAGGGUCUCUCUCCAGGAACAGGAUUGGAGUUAAAACCUACAGGAGGGUCUCUCUCCAGGAACAGGGUUGGAGUUAAAACCUACAGGAGGGUCUCUCUCCAGGAUCAGGGUUGGAGUUAAAACCUACAGGAGGGUCUCUCUCCAGGAACAGGAUUGGAGUUAAAACCUACAGGAGGGUCUCUCUCCAGGAACAGGGUUGGAGUUAAAACCUACAGGAGGGUCUCUCUCCAGGAACAGGGUUGGAGUUAAAACCUACAGGAGGGUCUCUCUCCAGGAACAGAGUUGGAGUUAAAACCUAGAAUUGGAGUGGUUCCGUAUAGAGAAUUAGUGGUUCCGUAUAGAGAAUUAGUGGUUCCGUAUAGAGAAUUGGAGUGGUUCCGUAUAGAGAACUGGAGUGGUUCCGUAUAGAGAAUUGGAGUGGUUCCGUAUAGAGAAUUAGUGGUUCCGUAUAGAGAAUUGGAGUGGUUCCGUAUAGAGAAUUGGAGUGGUUCCGUAUAGAGAACUGGAGUGGUUCCGUAUAGAGAAUUGGAGUGGUUCCGUAUAGAGAACUGGAGUGGUUCCGUAUAGAGAAUUGGAGUGGUUCCGUAUAGAGAACUGGAGUGGUUCCGUAUAGAGAAUUGGAGUGGUUCCGUAUAGAGAAUUAGUGGUUCCGUAUAGAGAAUUGGAGUGGUUCCGUAUAGAGAAUUGGAGUGGUUCCGUAUAGAGAAUUGGAGUGGUUCCGUAUAGAGAACUGGAGUGGUUCCGUAUAGAGAACUGGAGUGGUUCCGUAUAGAGAACUGGAGUGGUUCCGUAUAGAGAACUGGAGUGGUUCCGUAUAGAGAACUGGAGUGGCUCCGUAUAGAGAAUUGGAGUGGCUCCGUAUAGAGAACUGGAGUGGUUCCGUAUAGAGAAUUGGAGUGGUUCCGUAUAGAGAAUUCGUUAGUCUCAUUCCAAACGUCAUAAGUUGUUGGUUAUUUGCACGAACCCAGUCUUCACGAUGAGUCAUCAAUACAUCAAUUGUCUUAAAAUAAUUUAUUUACUAACUAAGUAAUCCACAGAAAUGCAUAACACAAACAGAAGAAAUGAUAGGGGAAUGUGCCAGAUCUUGCCUGUGCUCAGGGGGCGGUCCUCUGAUUUAGUUAAACUCCUUAAUUUACUUAAACAGUCUAAAAUCACAUUACAUAAUUUCACAAAUAGUUUUCUUUACUCAUUCACUUCAGACAACAAUUAGAUGUAAGCCUCAUAACUGAAACUGUUGUAUAAACAGGGUUAUGGUAAUGUGGCUGUAUUGUCUCAUGAGUUUCACAAAAUUGUACCAAACGGACCAGUUCGUAGCAGGAUUCUUCACUGAUCUUUUAAACAUUCUCCAGAACAUGAAUAUUGGUCGGUUCUCCAGUUCUGUGAGGUGGAAGAAAUUCCUUUGUUCUCUAUGAAAACUCACUCUAUAUACACUGUGGCCAUGAGGAGAUAAUCUCCUGGAAUUUACGACCUCUGACCACAGCAGCCUGGUUUUAGGAGACAGAGAGGGACGGUGCUCGCUGUACCCAGAGAGGGCAACGCCAUGACACCGGUGACCCCGCACAUUGACUCUGUACCGGUACCGCCUGUAUAUAGCCUCAUUACUAACCGGUUCCCUCCACAUUGACUCUAUACUGGUACCCCUUGUAUAUAGUCUCAUUACUAACCGGUGCCCCCUGCAUAUAGUCUCAUUACUAACCUGUGCCCCCUGCAUAUAGUCUCAUUACUAACCGGUACCCCCUGCAUAUAGUCUCAUUACUAACCGGUACCCCCUGCAUACAGUCUCAUUACUAACCGGUUCCCCCUGCAUAUAGUCUCAUUACUAACCGGUUCCCCCUGCAUAUAGUCUCAUUACUAGCCGGUGGCCCCUGCUUAUAGUCUCAUUACUAACCGGUACCCCCUGCAUAUAGUCUCAUUACUAACCGGUUCCCUCCACAUUGACUCUAUACUGGUACCCCCUGCAUAUAGUCUCAUUACUAACUGGUACCCCCUGCAUAUAGUCUCAUUACUAACUGGUGCCCCCUGCAUAUAGUCUCAUUACUAACCUGUGCCCCCUGCAUAUAGUCUCAUUACUAACCGGUUCCCCCUGCAUAUAGUCUCAUUACUAACCGGUUCCCCCUGCAUAUAGUCUCAUUACUAACCGGUUCCCCCUGCAUAUAGUCUUAUUACUAGCCAGUGGCCCCUGCAUAUAGUCUCAUUACUAACCGGUACCCCCUGCAUAUAGUCUCAUUACUAACCGGUUCCCCCUGCAUAUAGUCUCAUUACUAACCAGUUCCCCCUGCAUAUAGUCUCAUUACUAACCGGUUCCCCCUGCAUAUAGUCUUAUUACUAACCGGUUCCCUCCACAUUGACUCUGUACCGGUACCCCCUGCAUAUAGUCUCAUUACUAACCGGUGCCCUCUGCAAAUAGUCUCAUUACUAACCGGUGCCCCCUGCAUAUAGUCUCGCUUCUAACUGGUACCCCCUGCAUAGUCUUGCUAUGAUUAUUAUUACUGCUGCUCUUUAAUUAUUUGUUACUUUUAGUCCUUAUUCAUUUUUUUUACUGCAUUGUGACUAAUCAAAUUUGAUUUGAUUUCAAUCUUUUCUUACCCAUUCACCCUCUGAAUGGCAAAGAAUCAUUAUUUAACCUGUCUCCUCCCCUUCAUCUACACUGAUUGAAGUGAAUUUAACAGGUGACAUCAAUAAGGGAUCCUGGAUUCACCUGGUCAGUCUGUCAUGGGAAGAAUGAAUGUGGUGCUGGAAUGUGCUAAACAUUGAGAUAGGAAAUGAAAGAGACUGGGUGUUCUGUUAGAAUGGUUCUCUGGAUAAGAGCGUCUGCUAAAUGACUUAAAUGUAAAUGUAUGUAAAUGUUCUCUGAAGAAAGACAGAAGGCUUUGGAAUGUGUUGAUACAGGGGAGACGGAUGGACAUCUGUGGAUUAGGUGAAGGAGUGGUUGAGGUCAGGAGAGCGAUGUGUUGAUACAGGGGAGACAGAUGGACAUCUGUGGAUUAGGUGAAGGAGGGGUUGAGGUCAGGAGAGCGAUGUGUUGAUACAGGGGAGACAGAUGGACAUCUGUGGAUUAGGUGAAGGAGGGGUGAGGUCAGGAGGUGAGGAGAGCGAUGUAUUGAUACAGGGGAGACAGAUGGACAUCUGUGGAUUAGGUGAAAGGGGUUGAGGUCAGGAGAGCGAUGUAUUGAUACAGGGGAGACAGAUGGACAUCUGUGGAUUAGGUGAAGGAGGGGUUGGUCAGAAGAGCGAUGUGUUGAUACAGGGGAGACAGAUGGACAUCUGUGGAUUAGGUGAAGGAGGGGUUGAGGUCAGGAGAGCGAUGUGUUGAUACAGGGGAGACAGAUGGACAUCUGUGGAUUAGGUGAAGGAGGGGUUGAGGUCAGGAGAGCGAUGUGUUGAUACAGGGGAGACAGAUGGACAUCUGUGGAUUAGGUGAAGGAGGGGUUGAGGACAGGAGAGCGAUGUGUUGAUACAGGGGAGACAGAUGGACAUCUGUGGAUUAGGUGAAGGAGGGGUUGAGGUCAGGAGGUGAGGACAGAGAUGUGUUGAUACAGGGGAGACAGAUGGACAUCUGUGGAUUAGGUGAAGGAGGGGUUGAGGUCAGGAGGUGAGGACAGAGAUGUGUUGAUACAGGGGAGACAGAUGGACAUUUGUGGAUUAGGUGAAGGAGGGGUUGAGGUCAGGAGAGCGAUGUGUUGAUACAGGGGAGACAGAUGGACAUCUGUGGAUUAGGUGAAAGGGGUUGAGGUCAGGAGAGCGAUGUGUUGAUACAGGGGAGACAGAUGUACAUCUGUGGAUUAGGUGAAGGAGGGGUUGGUCAGAAGAGCGAUGUGUUGAUACAGGGGAGACAGACGGACAUCUGUGGAUUAGAUGAGAGGUUGAGGUCAGGACAGAUUCUCUGAAGAGAGUAAUUUAAUGUUUGGUAUCCUGUCACCCUCUUUAUUAGCUUCCUGUGGAGCCAUGAAACGUAGGGAUUGGAGAGAAAGCGGAGUGUCUUCAGUAGGAUGUAUAUAAACUGUGAAGUCUGAAAUCUUUAGCUGUCUGAUUUUCUGCUGUACAGAACCUUUGGCAAAUGAUUAAACUUGGUUAAAGAUU